Molecule: messenger RNA, 423 nt
Organism: Saimiri boliviensis boliviensis (Bolivian squirrel monkey)
Lineage: Eukaryota; Metazoa; Chordata; Mammalia; Primates; Cebidae
Gene: PGPEP1L
Product: pyroglutamyl-peptidase I like
Source: RefSeq, a predicted model, not a curated record
AUGGACACCUCUGCCAAGAUCAUUCUGGAACAGUCUAGCAAGAACCGAGACUGCUGGGACGCUGACAUCUGGGGCUUCUGGCCCGAGGGCAGCGUGUGCCUACCUGGCGGCCCAGAUGUUCCGGAGUCAGGGGUCUGCAUGAAGGCAGUGCAUGAAGGAGCUGUGGAGGGUGUUGAGGCCAUCUUUUCCCCAGAUGCGGGCAGAUUCGUCUGUGAUUAUACCUAUUACCUCUCUCUGCAUCAUGGAAAGGGCUGUGCGGCACUCAUUAAUGUCCCUCCACUGUCACGCAGGCUCCCAGCCAGUCUGCUGGGAAGAGCUUUGUAAGUCAUCAUCCAGGAAAUGCUGGAGGAGGUGGGAAAACCCAGGCGCAAAGCCUGGUUCAAAGAAAACUCAACCGUGGUCGUUCUAGCUAAAGGAAACUGA